AUGGCGCAGAAUACAAAUACCCAUCACAUCGUUGUCGCUCUGGAAGCUUCAAUUGUUCCAGUUCCGCCGCUGGACCUCCCUGCGCCACAUACAUACGAGCUCAGGGAGUACGGAAGGACCCGCCCUGAGGAGAUAGCCGAGAGGGUAAAAGAUGCCGACGUAAUUAUCCUAACUAUUGCUCAGAUCAAGGCCGACAUGCUGCGGCCCGAGAUGACCCCUCGCCUGAAAAUGGUAGCCGUAGUAGCAUCUGGGACCGACUGCGUGGAUCUAGCAGCAUGCAGGGCCCGAGGGAUCGUCGUGGGCAACACGCCGCAUUGCAACACUGUUUCUGUCGUCGACCAUGCCGUUGCGCUGUACUUUGCCACGCGGAGAUCAGUAGCGCUUUUACACACGAUGGUCCAGUCAGGCGAAUGGAGAAAGGAGAUGUUGCAUAAUACCCUCAACGGUCCAGAUGGCAGGGCGCCAAGGACCUGCCGGGACGAAACCCUUGGGAUCAUCGGUUAUGGUGCCGUAGGAAAGUUGAUCGAGUCUACUGCUAAAGGCUUAGGUAUGAAGGUCCUAAUAUCCGGACGCAAAGGUGAUUCGACGGCGGCGGAAGGCCGUACUCCAUUUGAUACGCUGAUCCGCGAGAGCUCGGUUAUUGUGUUAUGUCUGCCGCGGUCUCCGGAGACGAUGAAUCUGAUCUCUAACGCCGAACUGGAUGCUAUGAAGCCCUAUGCGGUUAUAGUUAACGUUUCUCGAGGGGGUAUCGUGGAUGAGAAGGCACUCGUGGCAGCCCUGAAGUCGAGAAAAAUCGCGGGUUAUAGUACAGAUGUCUAUGAGCAGGAACCUGCGAAUCCUGAUAGCAGCCCUUUGGUGGGACCUGAUGUAGCUGGUCUUAAUAUCGUUACUACGCCGCAUGUUGCUUGGUGUGCGGGUGACACUAUCGCAAAUUACAAUAGAGCGACGAAAGAAAAUAUUGCUGGAUGGUUGACUACUGGGCGGCCAAAAUAUUCGGUGGUAUAA
This is a messenger RNA of Daldinia childiae, 1005 nucleotides long. Its product is annotated as Glycerate dehydrogenase. The transcript has a single exon. Gene Ontology annotation, molecular function: NAD binding; oxidoreductase activity, acting on the CH-OH group of donors, NAD or NADP as acceptor. Lineage: Eukaryota; Fungi; Ascomycota; Sordariomycetes; Xylariales; Hypoxylaceae. The record is from RefSeq and is a predicted model, not a curated record. Bases 1 to 1005 code for a protein of 334 amino acids.